CUCCGUGUGGACCGCCGUCAGGAAUGUCAGGAGACGUUUGUAAGCUAACUUGGCGAUUGCUAGCUAACGUUAGCUGCUAAUAUUACAUACGUUUUUUUUUUGUUUUUAUUUCAAAGUAAUUUUACUCGACAGUCGACGAAAAAACUGAAUUAAUUUAAUAUAAACCGACAGUUAACAGUCAAUUUAAGAGACACUGUGCAUGUGUUUGUGUAUUUGAAAGCCAGACCUUAAUAACUGAAAAGGGAAGUCAAGGGUUAGCACGGAUCACAAAAUUGAGUAAACAAAAUUUGACUCAAGGAGACGAUGGGGUUUCCUUGAUUUAAAGGAGUUUGUCUACAUGUAAAAUCUACAUACAACUGAGCAAACUAUCUGCUGAUGAAGACCGUGAGGUGGAAACAAUGACGGCAAAGAAGGUGCUUUUUGAUACACUGAAUGAUUUGAAUUCAGAGGAGCUCGAUAAAUUCAAGUCACUCAUUGAAUUGGAGGAAGAUUUUCCACCCAUCCCAAGGAGUCGACUGAAAGUGGCGAACACACAUGACACAGUAGAGCUGUUGCUGGAUUUGUACAGAGACAAGUGUGUGGAGGUGGCUCAAAGGAGUUUAAGGAGGAUGAACAGGACCGACCUGGUGCAGAGAUUAUCAGACAUCAGCUCAGGGACCAAAGAGAAACAGCGGCCUUUGCUGAAUCAGAGAGUGGAAACAAUGGUGUUUGCCAUAGAGCUGCUGUUGGAAACACUGACUGAUAUGAAUGACAAGGAGUUUAAGAAGUUCCAGACAGCUGUAGGCCAAAUAAACCCCGAAAGAUCCGACUUGGAUCAAUGGAUAGACAUGGAGGACAUUGUGUUUUUCAUUGUGAAGACCUACGGCCAGCAGUCUGUGGAGAUGAUAAAGGAGGUUUUCAAGAGGAUAAGGAGGACUGAUCUGGUGCAGAGGUUGUCAGACAGCAGCUCAAGACCCAAAAAAAAACACUCUGUGGAUAAACACCUGCCUACACUGAUCCACAAAGUGGCAACAAUGAGUGCUGUUAAAGAGCUGCUUCCAGAAACACUCAUGGAUUUGAGUGACGAGGAGUUCACGAAAUUCAAGUGGUUACUGCCAUUAACGUUCUUCCAGAGGAGCCUUGAAAUUACCCCAUGGACACGACUGUGUGGUAUUGACGAGGCAGACCGACUGGUGGAUGUGAUGAUGGAGAAGUACGGUCAGCAGUUUGUCGAGAUGACUGAAGAGAUUUUAAUGGACAUGAAGAGGACUGAUCUGAUGCAGAGGCUGUCAGAGACCAGCUCAGGACUCCAAGCUGCAGGAUCAUCAGCUGAAGCAUCUGGUGUAAGAGCCACAGAGGGAGAGAAGCACUUUGUGGAUGAACAGUGGCCUGCACUGAUCCAGAAGGUGGAAACGAUGGUGCCUGUCAUAGAACUGCUUUUACAAACACUGGCUGACCUGAGUGACCAGGAGCUUGAGGAGUUCAACAGCGUCCUCCUGAGCGAAACUGACUUUGACUUUUCAGACAUCUCAUCGAUGCUGCUGGUGAUUAAAGACAGGCAGGUCACAGUGUUUGUAAUGGUGCAGACCCACGGCCAGCAGUCUGUGGAGACGACCAAGGAGGUUUUAAAGAAGAUAGAGAGGACUGAUCUGGUGCAGAGGUUGUCAGACAGCAGCUCGGGAUCCAAAAAGAGACACUUGGAUGAACAACAAUCUGCACUGAUUCACAAAAUAGCAGCAAUGGCAACUGUUAAACACGUGCUUUUGGAAACUUUGAAUGAUUUGAGUGACGAGGAGAUCGAAACAUUCAAGGAGUUCCUGGAGUGGAUUAUCGAGCAGAAGAGCUUAAAAGACAUGUCAUCAUUUUUCAGCCUUACAGAAAACAGAGCAGAAAUGGUGGAUAUGAUGAUAGAGACCUACAGCCAACAGUCUGUGCAGUUAAUCACAGAGGUUUUAAAGAAAAUGAACAGGACUGAUCUGAUGCAGAGGUUGUCCAUGCCCAGCUCAGGACUCAAAGAGAAACAGUCUGUGGAUGAACAUCAACCUGCAGGAUUGGAGAAAGCAGCAGAAAUGUCAGCUGUGAAAGAGAUUCUUCUGGAAACACUGAGGGGUCUGGGUUUUAAAGCGCUGGAAAAGUUCAAGACGUUACUGCAGUUCACCUACUUUCAGAAGGGUCUUCCACAAAUCUCACAGAGAAGACUGGAGCGGGCAGUCAGUGCAAAAAGUAUAGCGAGUCUGAUAGUGGAGAAUCAGCAGCCUGUGGAGGUGACCAAGGAGGUUUUCAUGGACAUGAAUCGGACCGAUCUGGUAACAAAGUUGUCAGUCAUCAGCUCAAGACUCAAAGAUUACGACCCGACAAUCAGUGUUUCCUCUCCCAGAAUGGACCUGAUGAAAUAUGGCUUUGGCGUCAGAGCACACUGUAAAGUGUUAAUAUACAAGACUACAUCACCGUUCCUCACACUCCAUGUUUACCUGAUCCCAGCACACAAUCCUGCUGUACAACAGAACUUAGACAUGAUGGAAUUAUCCCGUGGGCACAAAAAAAUCCUAAAGCCACAUCCGGAGAUGCCCCUGAAAAUGCGUGAUUGUUUCAUCCUUUCAACAGAUGUGGACGGGGCAAAAAUUUUUCCUUCAGAAAUGAAUCUCAUAUAUGAAUGCAAACAUCCAGUUUCCUUUGAAGUGAUCAUUAAAAAUGCAGACUCAGACUUCAGGCUCAUGCUCACAUCAAAACAAGAGCAUCGAACAGUAUGGACCUGUGAAAUUCGAAAAGAUGACUACCAAAGCAGCACUGGUUCUUUACAAGAGGAACGUCAGUCUGAACUGAUCCGCAAACUAUUUUACCUUUCCAAUUGA
Messenger RNA from Plectropomus leopardus (leopard coralgrouper), 2831 nucleotides. The record is from RefSeq and is a predicted model, not a curated record. NCBI's taxonomy places the organism in Eukaryota, Metazoa, Chordata, Actinopteri, Perciformes, Serranidae.